Messenger RNA from Magnolia sinica, 3327 nucleotides. Its product is annotated as disease resistance protein At4g27190-like. Lineage: Eukaryota; Viridiplantae; Streptophyta; Magnoliopsida; Magnoliales; Magnoliaceae. Gene Ontology annotation, molecular function: ADP binding. The record is from RefSeq and is a predicted model, not a curated record. The transcript is spliced from 2 exons. The coding region runs from base 1 to 3327 and encodes 1108 amino acids.
AUGCAAGUGGCGAGUUCAAUUGUUGUCGAAAUUGGGAAGUGUGCAUGGAAUCCUCUUAAGGAAUACAUGGGCUAUCUUAUUCAUUUUAAUGACAACAUCAAAGACAUGAAAUACAGUGUACAAAAGCUGGUGGCAAAGAGAGAGGACAUAGAUCGACAGAUAAGCACGGGCUGCUCCAAUGGUGAAGAAGUAACCGAAGAAGUUAGUUUAUGGCUAACACAAGCUACUCUCAUGGAAGAAGAAGCAGGAACGAUAGAUCAAAGAGUAACAGAAAAUAAAAGAUGUCUAUUUUGUCCGAAUCUGGGCUGGUAUCACAGUAUAAGCAAGCAAGCGAAACAGACUAUGGCGAUGAUUGCUAAGCACCAUGAUGAAGGUAAUUUCGAGAGAAUGACAAUGGCACCUCCCACUCCGACAGUCUUAAACCAACCAACUCCAUCAGUUGAGGAUCUACCAUCAGUAGAAUCAUCCCUUGAAAAAGUCAUGAAUGCUUUAGCUGAUAAAAAUAUCAAAAUAAUUGGUGUAUGGGGCAUGGGUGGCGUUGGUAAAACUACCCUCGUGAAAAAUGUGAACAAUAGGUUGAAAGAGGCAGAAUUCAAGAAAGUUAUAAUGGUGACCGCUUCUAAGGACGUGGAUAUCAGAAUGGUUCAAGGCGACAUUGCAAAGAGAUUGGGUUUCAGACUCAUGGAUGAGACAGUAUUGUCACGAGCAAGUGAUCUGAGGAUUAGGUUGAUACAAGAAAAGAAAUUUCUCAUUAUCUUGGAUGAUUUAUGGGAGCAGAUUGAUUUGGCUGAUGUAGGGAUUCCCUCUAUUAACAGUCUUGAGGGUUGUAAGAUCAUAUUUACAACACGGAGUGAAGAUGUCUGUAGAGGAAUGGAAAGUCAAGUUAACAUUAAAGUACAUGUGCUCUCAGAUGAUGAAUCUUGGAAACUAUUCAAAGAGAAAGCAGGUGAUGUUGUUGAUGACCCUUCCUUGCAUACAAAGGCAAGAGAGGUUUUCAAGGAAUGUGGUGGUCUUCCACUUGCAAUUAUAACACUUGGAAGGGCACUAAGAGGUGUGAGAAAUUCUAACGUGUGGGAUAAUGCAUUGUCACAGCUGAAGAAGUCCGCACCAAGAGAUAUUAGAGGUAUGGAGGAUAGGGUGUAUCAGUCUAUUAAAGUCAGUUAUGACCAUUUACGACCUGAGCUGAAACCGGGCUUCUUAUUCUGCAGCUUAUUUCCUGAAGACUAUGAUAUUGAUGUAGAGAGGAUGAUCAGAUUGUGGAAGGGUGAAGGCUGUUUGGAAGAUGUUGGAAGUUUGGAGGAAACAAUAAAUAAAGGGCAUUCUUGGGUUGAAGAACUCAAAUCUUCUUGUUUGUUAUUAGAAGGUAGAGGGAAAGGGUAUGUGAAGAUGCAUGACAUCGUUAGGGAUGUUGCCAUUUCGAUUUCGUUAAAAGAAGAUGAGGGCUGCAAAUCUUUGGUGAGAGCUGGAGUUAGACUGAAAGGUUUGCCAUUGGAACAAAACUGGGAAGAACAGAAGAGGAUCUCUCUCAUACGAAGUGGAAUUGAUAAACUGCCAGAAGGUAUGCAUUGUCCUAAAUUACUUACAUUGAUGAUGCCAGAAAAUAAGCAGCUGACUAAAAUUCAUGGUCGGUUUUUGAAAGCGACAAAAGACCUUAGGGUUUUAGAUCUAAGCGGAACGGCUAUCAGUAAGUUACCACGCUCGCUAUCAAACCUAGUCAAUCUAAGGGUUCUUUGCUUGAGAGAGUGCAUGUUUGAAGGGAGUUGUCUUUCAGCACUUGGGGGACUAAAGCAGCUUGAAUCCCUCGAUCUGUCAUAUAACAAAUACUUACAAGAGCUACCAUUUGAAAUAGGAGAAUUGGUUAAUCUGCAGAGCUUGGACUUGACUAUGACUUUGAGUCUUGUAAUCUUUCCAAAGGGUGUUAUAUCAAAGUUGACUCGCUUGGAAGAAUUGAAGAUGUGGGACAGCUUCUGCAAGUGGGGAGUUGAAGGAAAAGAUGCAAGAAACAACAGCAACAGCACUACUUUGGGUGAGGUGGCAUCUUUGAAAGAGUUAUCUUAUUUAGACCUCCAGAUUGUGGAUGUGGAACGUUUACCACAACACUAUCCUCAGAUUAAGCAUUGGGCAAAGUUGAAGAAAUUUCGUUUCUGUGUAUACCAAUCAGGGUAUGAAGGAAUUGCAUCCGAGUAUGAAACUAAGUUCAUCUCCAGUUCCUUGAGAUGGAUGUUGCUGGGUGGUUGUAGUGCUAUCCCUCAGUGGGUUAGAAUGCUUUUACCAGAAACUACCAGUUUACGAUUAUAUGAUUGUAAAGGUCUAAGGGCACUUGAUGGUUGUGGAGGAUUCGCAAGUUUGGAAGACCUUAAAAUUCAAGAAUGUGUUGAUAUAGAAUUUCUUGUCAGUGCAAAGAAGACUCCUGAAAAUACAUUUCAUAAUUUACAGAUAUUAAAGUUAGCAGAUCUUCCAAAUCUAGAGAAAAUCGUUGCUGAGGAAGAAGAUGGUUUGCUUUUGGACACAUUCUUUCACAAUCUUAAGACGCUGGAAGUGUAUGUGUGUGGAUUAAAGCAUCUACUCCCAUCUAGUUUAUUGCAAGGAAUGAAGAAUCUAAGCAAAGUCAAUGUCCAAUUUUGUGAAGGAAUGGAUCAUGUGUUUGUUGGACCACCCAUGGAAAAACAACACAAUGAUAUUCUCACCAAACUCAUGAUCUUGAAUCUUCGACAUCUAAGAAGCAUGAGAAGUAUUUGUGAAAUGGGGUUAGUGGUAAAGCUUCAAAACCUCACUAUUCUGACCCUUGAGGGUUGCCAUAGCUUGAAGAAGAGUGUUAUGUCGUCGAUGCAGAUGAAGGGCGGGCUCCCUAAUCUUUUCAAGCUCAGCGUGAAUAAUUGUAAAGGAGUGGAGGAGAUUAUUUCAGAUGUGGUGGAUGAUGAAGGUCUCCUACCUAAACUGAGUCUUUUAACAUUAACCUCCUUACCGAAUUUGGAGCGCAUAUGUGGAGGUGGAGAGGCCACUCACCAGCUAAAACUGGAUUGGCAUUCGUUGCAAGAAAUUCAUGUGCUGAAAUGUCCCAAGCUUAAGAAGUUGCUGCCACUGCAAGGUGGGACCCACGGUGUGCCCGCUGUGCGAAAGAUUACGGGAGAAAGGGAGUGGUGGAGGGGAUUGGAAUGGGAUGGAGACGACACCAUCAUAACCCAUUUCUAUCUCUUGUUUACACCGAGGCGGCGAUGGCAACAGUCAAAAAUGCGACUUCAUGUUGAUGCUGAGAAGAGAAUCCAAGAUGUAGGUAGCAUCAGAAGCUCAUGGAAACCUCACCACCAUGGAAAGUUGCCAACAUGA